Molecule: messenger RNA, 1059 nt
Organism: Fulvia fulva
Lineage: Eukaryota; Fungi; Ascomycota; Dothideomycetes; Mycosphaerellales; Mycosphaerellaceae
Product: Putative methyltransferase C9orf114
Exons: 3
Coding region: 1-1059 (352 amino acids)
Source: RefSeq, a predicted model, not a curated record
AUGCCAGGCCCUAAAGCAAAGAAGCGCAAGGUCGAUAAUGGCCAUGGCAUAGCGGAUGAUGCCGCCGUUGACACAUCUCGUCCGUCAGCCAUCUUCAAGCCCUCGAAAGGGAGGACACAUACCUGCAGCCUCGCAUUACCAGGGAGCAUUAUUGCAAAUGCAACAACGCACGACCAAAAGACAAGUCUUGCAGGCCAGAUCGCCAGGGCGUGCACUGUAUUCUGCGUUGAUGAGGUCGUGGUCUUUGAUGACGGUCAGGCCGAGAUCCGCGAUCCAGAGCAGGGUGGCUAUACUGCAUACGCCGACCCCAACUUCUUUCUGUAUCACAUCCUGACCUACCUGGAGACGCCCCCGAACCUGAGGAAGUCUCUGUUCCCUAUGCACCCUGAUCUUCGGACUGCUGGGGCGCUGCCGAGUCUGGACAUGCCACAUCAUCUUCGAAGCGAUGAGUGGUGUCAAUUUCGAGAGGGCAUCACGAUAGGCCCUGGCAGGAACGGCCGCGAGGCAGGCACUCUGGUCGACUGUGGACUCGUCUCAAAGGUCUUGAUACCGCAGGAGAUUGAACCGAAGACACGAGUAACAGUGCAGCUUCCUGAGAGUGCCGCCAACCAGCACGCUGAGAUCGUCACUGGUGAGGCAGUAUCUCCAGAUACUCCACGAGAGCAAGGUGGCUAUUAUUGGGGUUAUGCUGUCCGACAAGCGUCAUCCCUUGGAUCUGUAUUCACCGAGUGUCCCUUCGACGGCGGCUACGAUGUCAGCAUUGGCACAAGCGAGCGAGGAAGUCCGCUCCAGGCUAUCACGGAGCAAGGUAGCGCUGCGUAUGUGGAGCCGACAUGGAACCAUAUGAUUAUGAUUCUCGGCGGUGUGUCCGGGCUAGAAGCAGCACUUCGCGCCGACAAGGAACUUCAGGCAGCUGGAGUAAGCCAGGCAGCGGAAGUGUUCGAUUGCUGGAUCAAUCUGGUAUUUGGUCAGGGAAGUCGCACGAUCCGGACCGAAGAAGCUAUCUGGAUUGGCUUGACCGGCUUGCGAGGACUGGUUGAGGCAAGGAACGAGCGGUAA